Molecule: messenger RNA, 609 nt
Organism: Melospiza melodia melodia
Lineage: Eukaryota; Metazoa; Chordata; Aves; Passeriformes; Passerellidae
Product: polycomb group RING finger protein 3-like
Biological process (GO): regulation of transcription by RNA polymerase II
Cellular component (GO): PRC1 complex
Source: RefSeq, a predicted model, not a curated record
AUGGAGAUUAGCCCACAACCACCAGGCAGAGGAAAAGAGAAGCCAUCAGCCCCCCAGCUGCAGUUCCCGCUGCAAGCUACGGAGACAGCGAGACAGGCUGGGAUACCAAAGAUGAUGACUAGAAAGAUUAAUCUUUGGGACAUUAAUGCUCACAUAACCUGUCAUUUAUGCAAUGGAUACCUGAUUGACGCUACCACUGUAACAGAAUGCUUACAUACUUUUUUUAGAAGCUGCUUGGUGAAGUAUUUGGAGGAAAACAACACCUGUCCAACAUGUCAGAUUGUUAUACACCAGAGCCACCCAUUACAGUAUAUCAGUCGUGAUAGAACAAUGCAAGAUAUUGUUUACAAACUUGUGUCAGGCCUCCAAGAAGUGGAAAUGAAAAAGCAGAUGGAAUUCUAUCACAAACUGGAGGAAGUACCAGGGGACAUCAAAGGGGAGAAGUGCUCUGCAAAACAUCAUCUAGAAUCACAUCACAAUGGAGAAACUAAACGUGAUGGAAUCAAACAAACUACUGAAGAAAAACAGGAAGAAGACAAUGACUAUCAUCAAAGUGAUGAACAGGUAGGUGUGGAGAAGUUUGGUUUAGAGAAUUUCGUUAAGUUUUGA